AUGGACUUUUCUCCUGAGAAAUUUCAACUCCUCCUAGAGGGCUGGCUAUUAGCUUACUGUCAUGUUAGGUAAAUAGAUAUAGUAAUAAACCAGGGACCGUUUAUUCAAAAGGCGGUUAGCAUAUUUCUCAGAAGAGAAGCAUCAAAGCAAACUUUCCAACCAGCUUUGUUCAUGAACUUGAAAAUGUUUUUUCCAGAAAUCUUGUCAGGAUCAUUUGAAGUUAAUUUUCUAAAAUUUUAAAAUAUAUGGUCGUGCCGAAACAACGUGGCAAUCACAGGAAAAAAAAUAAAUUUCCAUUAAUGGGUUUUUGAAUGGCUUUUAGACAUUUACUAUGUAUUCUAGGAAUGCAAAACUCUUACCAUUAUUGGUUAUUACACUGAGAUUUCCCAUAUGCAUGGUAAAUUGGUAAAAACCAUGAUGUUUAAUAGGUAAAUAUUAAACAUCAUGGUUUAAACUAAUUUACCAUCGAUAUGGGAAAUCUAUAAUAACCAAUAAUGGUAAGAGUACAGCUUUUACACUCAUAAACCAUUAAUGGAAAGUUCGAUAUUUUUGAAACCAAAAUGGCUCUCCUUUUGUCGCUUGCCAACAUUUAUAUAAACAAACAUGGUUUCCCGGAUCACAUUUCAGGAAUCACAAAAAUGUAUUUCAAUAUUUGUUUGCAAUGUUAUGCUUUGCAUUAUUGUUUUAUUUUUGUUUGCUUCAUCUUUAGAGGCGGAGGGGAACUGGGUCGAAAAUGGUAUCACAUGGGAAGACAGACAAACAAGAAUAAAACUUUUGAAGUAUUUAGAACUUUGCUUAAGUGCUUAUGUAACCACAUGGGGAAGUUAGAUACAUGUUGGAAGUGAUGGGGAAAACCAACUCAAUAAACAAGAAAAACAGACUUUGGCCGGAAAACGAGAGAAUCACAUAUCCAAUUGUGCUUUUUUUCCGUUGUUAAGAGCGUUCUUGGCUCUAUCAUUUGGAAAAUUUUGCAGCGAAUAGGCCUGCAUAUCAGGAACUGUUUCGUAGGAUUUUGUUUCUAUCUAUCAGUUUCCUAGCCUGAGCACACACUUAUUAAUCAUACUAUACAGUUUGUAAACAGGUUAACAAUUUUCUCGCUAACAAAAUUCGACUAGUUUCUCGUCUAUAAUAUUCUGCUGAGAAGGCGAAAACCAAGUGGAAAUUCUCUAUUUUUUUUUGACUGACGAAAUCCAUUAUCCAAUGGCUUUAUAAAACAUAAUUUAUAAGAUGUUGAUCCAUUUUCAGGAUUUUGAAGCUUGUAUAACAGGCAUUCAUGAACAAGGAUAUUCUUCACCUCAUUUAACUGCAGUUAUUGGAACCAGUGCUGGUGGACUGCCUGUAGCAGUUCUCUGUAAUCAUGCACCACAUCUCGUAAAAGCAGCGGUAUUGAAGGUAUGUAAUAUGUUGUAAUGAUAGAAAAUUGACAGAUACGUUGUUGUGUUGUGUUGAGUUGUGUUGUGUUGUGUUGUGUUGUGUUGUGUUGUGUUGUGUUGUCAUGCCAUUACCAGUGUUUUAACUCGUUCUUUAGUAAACACGAUUUCUAUAUUAUCUUGUCUUUUAUUAUUCUAAGAAACGGUCGUAAAGCUUGCUGAUAGAGGAAUAUAAGAGUAACUGUUGUGUUAAAUGCUGUGACCUUCUUAUUCGUGUCGCAUUUUCCCAUGUAAUGUAAUGUAGUGUUGUGUUUUACUGUUAUUUAACAAUUAUUCGCCGAAGGCGAGGUGAUUAUCGGUGAAUAAAAACUGAGACGAAGUCGAGGUUUUUAUUCACGAUAAUCACCGAGCCUGAGGUGAAUAAUUGUUUUGGUAUAAUUUCAUAGGUGAUUAUUUGGGAAAAAAAUAAGAAAAUACACAUUUCUUCGUCAUUAAAUUGACAAAAAGGCUUCGGCCGCCAUUUUGAAAAUCGCUUAGAUGAUUAUCGCGUAAUAAUCACCUCAAAGGCAACCAAUCGGCGUGGAGAAUUUUCAAUAAUCACCUAUGUAAUCAUACUAAGAUUAUUUAGUCAACAUAUUCUGCGUUCCUAGGUUCCUUUUGUAGAUUUGAUGACUGCAAUGUUAGAGGAAGGAUUACCACUCACUGCCCAAGAAUACGAAGAAUUCGGAAAUCCUCGGUAA
This is a messenger RNA of Paramuricea clavata, 2110 nucleotides long. Lineage: Eukaryota; Metazoa; Cnidaria; Anthozoa; Malacalcyonacea; Plexauridae. The record is from the annotation of a GenBank genome assembly.